Arachis stenosperma is the source of this 3410-nucleotide messenger RNA. Its product is annotated as 1,4-alpha-glucan-branching enzyme 1, chloroplastic/amyloplastic-like. Gene Ontology annotation, cellular component: cytoplasm. Gene Ontology annotation, molecular function: 1,4-alpha-glucan branching enzyme activity; hydrolase activity, hydrolyzing O-glycosyl compounds; cation binding. Gene Ontology annotation, biological process: glycogen biosynthetic process; starch metabolic process. Lineage: Eukaryota; Viridiplantae; Streptophyta; Magnoliopsida; Fabales; Fabaceae. The transcript has 22 exons. The record is from RefSeq and is a predicted model, not a curated record. Bases 227 to 2917 code for a protein of 896 amino acids.
AAUUAAACUUAAUAAACUCCAUUUAGUGCUUCAACAGAGAAAAUCUCACACCCAAACCCAAACCCAAACCCAAACCCAGUGGUCAGUGUCACGCUUCUCUCGCCUUAUAAAGUAGUACAAAAAUUCACAGCUCUCGAUUCUGGAUCUCUUUCCGUUUCUUCUUCCACUCAAUAACACGCGCACUCUGUUUUCUGAAUCCUAAUCUGAACCCUAGUGAUCGAGGAAAAUGGUUUACACCGUCUCGGGGAUUCAGUUCCCCUCGGUUCCUUCGUUGCAGAAAUCGUCGCAGCUGAGCUUCCACGAUCGAAGGAGCGCUUCGUUCUCAUUUCUCCUGAACAGGAACUCCUUCUCUCGGAAAAGUCUCGCUGUAAAAUGUUCCCAUGAUUCUGACUUGUCAUCUUCCACGGUUGCUGAAUCUGAUAAAGUACUUAUUCCUCAAGGUCAUGAUAACUCUUCAACCACGACUGAUGAAGUUGAAGCUCCUGAUAUAACUUCAGAGGAUCCGCAGAAAAUACAAGAGUUUACCAUGAAAGGUGAGAAAAUUGAUUAUGAAGCAGUUAGCACUGACAAAGAUGACAAGGAUGGGCAAGGUCAUGUUUUGUCAUCACAUGUGGAUGUUGACACCAAUACUCAAGCUGAGAAUACAUCAGUAUCUAUAAACAAGAAAGUGAAGGUCGAAAGUGAGGAAGCUAGACCAAAGAUCAUUGCCCCACCUGGCACUGGUCAUAAAAUAUAUGAGAUUGAUCCAUCUUUGCAAGCUCACCGUGCUCAUCUUGACUUCCGUUAUGGACAAUAUAAGAGAUUGCGUGAAGAAAUUAACAAGAAUGAAGGUGGUCUGGAUGCAUUUUCUCGUGGUUAUGAAAAAUUUGGCUUCACCCGCAGUGCUACAGGCAUUACUUACAGAGAGUGGGCACCUGGAGCAACGUCAGCAGCAUUAAUUGGAGAUUUCAACAACUGGAAUCCAAACGCAGAUGUAAUGACUCGGAAUGAGUUUGGUGUAUGGGAGAUCUUCUUGCCAAACAAUGUGGAUGGUUCACUGCCAAUUCCUCAUGGUUCUCGAGUCAAGAUCCGCAUGGAAACUCCGUCUGGAAUCAAAGAUUCAAUCCCUGCUUGGAUAAAGUUCUCUGUACAGGCUCCUGGUGAAAUUCCAUAUAAUGGUAUAUACUAUGAUCCACCAGAAGAGGAAAAAUAUGUCUUCAAAUAUCCACAGCCAAAGAGACCAAAAUCACUUAGAAUAUAUGAAUCACAUGUUGGAAUGAGUAGUCCGGAACCAAAAAUCAAUACGUAUGUCAACUUUAGAGAUGAAGUGCUACCUCGCAUUAAAAGGCUUGGCUAUAAUGCUGUCCAGAUUAUGGCUAUUCAAGAGCAUUCUUAUUAUGCUAGCUUUGGGUACCAUGUUACAAAUUUCUUUGCACCUAGCAGCCGGUUUGGAACUCCGGAUGAUCUCAAGUCUCUCAUAGACAAAGCCCAUGAAUUAGGCCUGCUUGUUCUGAUGGAUAUUGUACAUAGUCAUGCAUCAAAUAAUACACUGGAUGGGCUGAACAUGUUUGAUGGAACUGAUACUCAUUACUUCCAUGGUGGGUCACGAGGUUAUCAUUGGAUGUGGGAUUCUCGUCUUUUUAACUAUGGAAGCUGGGAGGUUCUAAGGUAUCUGCUUUCAAAUGCAAGAUGGUGGCUGGAAGAAUAUAAGUUUGAUGGGUUUCGAUUUGAUGGUGUCACAUCAAUGAUGUAUACUCAUCAUGGAUUGGGGGUUGGUUUUACUGGAAAUUACAAUGAGUACUUCGGUUUUGCAACUGAUGUUGAUGCUGUGGUUUACCUGAUGCUGGUUAAUGAUGUCAUUCAUGGGCUCUUUCCUGAGGCUGUUACUAUUGGUGAAGAUGUCAGUGGAAUGCCAACAUUUUGCCUUCCUACACAAGAUGGUGGGGUUGGCUUUGACUACCGCCUGCACAUGGCCAUUGCAGACAAGUGGAUUGAGAUUCUCAAGAAGAAAGAUGAAGACUGGGAAAUGGGUGAUAUAGUUCACACUCUCACAAACAGAAGGUGGCUAGAAAAAUGUGUAGCAUAUGCUGAAAGUCAUGACCAAGCUUUGGUUGGGGACAAGACAAUUGCAUUUUGGUUGAUGGACAAGGAUAUGUAUGACUUCAUGGCCUUAGAUAGACCAUCUACUCCUCUCGUAGAUCGUGGUAUAGCACUACACAAGAUGAUUAGGCUUAUCACAAUGGGUCUUGGUGGGGAAGGGUAUUUGAAUUUUAUGGGGAAUGAAUUUGGCCAUCCUGAGUGGAUUGAUUUUCCAAGGGGUGAUCAACAUCUUCCUACUGGUGCAGUAAUUCCCGGGAAUAAUUACAGUUAUGAUAAAUGUAGGCGUAGAUUUGACUUGGGGGAUGCAGACUAUCUUAGAUAUAGGGGGAUGCAAGAAUUUGAUCAGGCUAUGCAGCAUCUGGAAGAAAGGUUUGGUUUCAUGACUUCUGAACACCAAUAUAUUUCUCGGAAACAUGAGGGUGACAAAGUUAUAGUGUUUGAAAGGGGCAAACUUGUAUUUGUCUUCAAUUUUCAUUGGUACAACAGCUAUUCAGAUUACAGAGUUGGAUGCUUAAACCCAGGGAAAUACAAGAUUGUCUUGGAUUCAGAUGAUCCCUUGUUUGGUGGCUUCAACAGACUCAAUCCCACAGCCGAGUACUUCACCUCUGAUGGAUGGUAUGACGACCGACCCCGAUCUUUUCUCGUGUAUGCACCUUCUAGAACAGCUGUGGUGUAUGCCCUCGCAGAUGAAGCUGAACCAGAGCCAACGCUAAAACCAGUUGAAGUCCUAAAACCAGUUGAAGUGCUAGUGAUGGAACCAGAGCUAGAGCCAGAGCCAAAGCAAGUGCUAGAGUCAGAGUCAAAGCCAGAGCCAGUUGAAGCAGAAGUUGAACCCUGAUGACUAUUUUCUGGGACAAAUGUGACUAGUGCUGCAUGGCAUGUUUGCGAUAACAACUCCAAGUCAAACUAGCCAACAAAUAUAUUUGUCGGUAACGCUGAAAAGCUAAGAAGCUGAAGUAAAAAAGUCGGAAUAUCGUUCAUUGUGAACCGCUAUUUAAUCUUAAGCGAGGCAGCAUAGUAACGUGAAAAUCUUGUACUUGUGUCUUGCUAGGUAAAAUUAUGUAUAGCACGCAGAGUUUUAUGUUUUUAGGGUUUUAUGUUUGACCUCUACGGAUCGCAUCACAUUUGAGGAAUGUGAAUUAGCAAAACAUCUGUCCACGACCCUCACUGUACCCGAGCAGCAUUCACCAAUCAAUCAUUCCUAAUUGCAAAGGUUCAGAGGGAUCUUACCCUGAAAAAUUUUGCGAGAGGCUUUUGCUUUUGUAAAUGUCUCCGUCACAUUUAGUUGUUGGUUGUAGCAAUAAGCAGUGUUUCACAUUUGAUUGGUUCAA